GCGCCAACCUUAAACAAAGCAGGAUAAAGAUCAAUGGCGCGAGGAGGAGUAAAUGUGUCUGAUACAAGAACUUAAUCAUCAAUGCGGAGAUGAUGAUGAUGAUGAUGAUGAUGCUUUCUGUUUCUUUGCGGAUGAUAAAUAAGAGGAAAGGAGGUGGAAAGCUGUGGAGGAAUGCGGAAUGUACACCGGCUUGUGUUUUUGACUGAGGCAGAACAGACAGACAGACAGACAGAGAGAGAGAGAGAGAGAGAGAGAGAGAGAGAGAGAGAUUGUUGCACAUCUGGAGUCUCUGACAGCGACGAAGCGCGCGGACGAUAAACAGCCAAAAACCUCAAGACUGCGCCUUGACGUGAGCGCGAGAGCGAAGACGUUCCACUGGUUCGUCGCGUGCUUGGCAACGUUAGCGUGCACUAGCUAACAGCGAGACAUGUAGCAUAGCAUUGCACACACUGACAACGUCGACCCGUGAAAGACAGACACACAUUUACACACACACGCACACACACAGACAGGAUGUUCAUGGGUUAGCUAGCUGGGGAAUUUGCCAAACGAGUGGCCAUGCCUCACUAAUAGUAAUAGCCUAGUAGAGAAGCCCUUCGAGCUCCAAACCCAGUUAAGGUUACAGGUGUACGGGAUGAACUUGGCUCUGUCCCUCUGACGCGCCCGAGCUAGGGCCUGCCUGGUGGAUUCCUCAAUCGCCCUGCUCCACUGCCAACAUGCUGAUUAAAGAGUACCGCAUCCCCAUGCCCAUGAGCGUGGAGGAGUACCGCAUUGCCCAGCUCUACAUGAUCCAGAAAAAGAGUCGUGAGGAGAGCGAAGGCGAGGGCAGUGGCGUGGAGAUCCUGGAGAAUCGACCCUACACGGACGGGCCCGGCGGCUCGGGACAGUACACCCACAAAGUGUACCACAUCGGCCAGCACAUCCCCAGCUGGUUCCGCUCCAUCCUGCCUAAAGCAGCUCUACGUGUGGAGGAAGAGUCCUGGAACGCAUACCCUUACACUCGCACCCGUUACACGUGCCCUUUUGUGGAGAAGUUCUCCAUCGACAUCGAGACGUAUUAUAAGCCCGACACGGGGAACCAGAACAACGUCUUCAAUUUGUCUUCAGCAGAGAAAAGGCAGCGGGAUAUCGACCCUAUAGACAUUGUGAAAGAUGUUAUUGCACCUCACGAGUAUUUGGCUGAAGAGGAUCCCAAGCUGUACAAGUCGGUGAAGACUCAGCGAGGCCCUCUGUCAGACAACUGGAUCCAGGAGAUUAGCCUUAACCCGGGCAUGAUGCCUGUCAUGUGCGCCUACAAGCUGUGCAAAGUGGAGUUCCGCUACUGGGGCAUGCAGUCCAAGAUCGAGCGUUUCAUUCACGACGUGGGUUUGAGGAAAGUGAUGGUGCGUGCACACCGGCAGGCCUGGUGCUGGCAGGACGAAUGGUACGGCCUGACCAUGGAAGACAUCCGACAGCUGGAGCUGGAGACUCAGCUGGCCCUGGCUAAGAAGAUGGCGCAAUAUAGCUGCAACGAGGACGGAGGAGAGGGCAACAACAGUCCUGCCAAAGAACAGGACACCAAGGAGGCCAUCAACGCCUUCGAGAACGAAAGCGCAACGCGGAGUCUUGGAGACACGUUGCAGGCCCGGGGAGAACUCACCAAGCAGUGGUCCACCUCGUCCAGAUCCUCCCGUUCCUCAAAAAGAGGAGCAAGCCCGUCUCGACACAGCAUUUCCGAAUGGCGCAUGCAGAGCAUCGCCCGUGACUCAGACGACAGCACAGACGACGAGUUCUUUGAUGCACACGAGGACCUCUCAGACAACGAGGAGAUAUUCGUCAAAGAGAUCACCAAGUGGAACUCCAACGACCUGAUGGACAAAAUCGAGACGGCAGAGGCGGACGAACCCCAAAGUGACUUGUACCAGGACUCUGGGGUUGAGUACACUGAAGCUGAGAACGUUCAAAGACUUAAUGAGGAUGGCUCGGGUCAGCAGGGUCUGCAGUCGUCAUCGAAGGUGCACGUGUUGCUCCUGGUCCUGCACGGUGGCAACAUCCUGGACACGGGAGGCGGAGACCAGAGCAGCAAGCAGGCCGACGUCAACACUAUCAGCUCUGUGUUCGAGACAGUCAUGCGCGUACAUUACCCGACAGCUCUGGGCCGCAUCGCCAUCCGCACAGUGCCCUGCCCCGCCGUGUGUGUGGAGGCUUUCUCACUCGUGUCAAAUUUAAGUCCGUACAGCUAUGACGAGGGCUGCCUCUCUAACAGUCAGGAUCACAUUCCUCUCGCUGCUCUACCUCUGCUGGCCACGUCCGCCCCUCAGUACCAGGAUGCCGUGGCCGCGGUUAUAGUGCGAGCCAAUCAGGUGUACGGAGACUUCAUCAAAUCGUUGGAAGGUACCAUGUUCUCUGGCCAGGUGUGUCUGAUAGGUGACUGUGUCGGAGGGAUCCUGGGAUUUGAUGCCCUCUGCAGCAGCAACAUCACCGUGUCAGAAAGCCAGAACAGUAGCAGGAGAGGGAGCAUAGUCAGUGUGCAGGACAACGAUCUGCUCUCGCCGGGCAUUAUCAUCAACAGUAGUCCUUCAGGCUCAGGCACGGGCUCAGGCUCAUGUUCUGGUUUGUCCCUGGAAGGCAGCCGUCACUUGAGCCGCAGCAACAUCGACAUCCCACGCUGCAGCGGUGCCGACGACCCCAAAAAACAGUUGCCCCGCAAGCGUAGCGACUCCUCGACCUAUGAACUGGACACCAUCAAGCAGCACCAGGCCUUUCUUUCUAGUUUACACUCCAGUGUUUUAAGGAAUGACCCCGGCUCUCGGCGGUCCAGUAACAGCACCAUGCUGGAAGGAGGUGGCGUUCUGGGCAAGUUUGAUUUCGAGGUGUCUGAUUUCUUCCUGUUUGGCUCUCCACUGGGUUUGGUCCUGGCUUUGAGGAAAACUGUGGUUCCUUCUCUAGAUGUGGCUCACCUCCGUCCAGCCUGCCAGCAGGUGUAUAACCUGUUCCACCCUGCAGACCCGUCAGCUUCACGCCUGGAGCCACUGCUGGAGAAGAAGUUCCACCAGCUGGCACCUUUCAGCGUGCCACGGUACCAGCGGUUCCCUCUAGGCGACGGCCACUCGGCCCUGUUGGUGGAUGCCCUCCAGAGCAACCCUCACCUCCUGCUGGAGAGUGGAGGCCGCUGCCAUGACGGCUUAGGCGAGACUUCCAUCCCCGUCCCCGUGCUCAACUGGCAGGCUGCGCCAGCCACGCCCGAGUCGGAUGUAAUGCAUUCUCAUGGGGGGAUGUUCCUGGAGAACUCGUACCCCUCGUCGCCCGCUUCAGCCCCAGCAUCCCGAAUCAUUCGCAGGCCCAGUGAGGUCAGCAUCGCUAGCCAGGUUUCCGGACUGGCGGAUAGUUACACAGCCUCUAAUAUGGCCAACACACAAGCAUGCCAACUCAAUCAGUCCAAAAAGCUUAGCCUUUUGUCUCAGCUGGCCCUCCCUUAUAACAAAAUGUCCUCAAGAAGCCCAUCCCCGAAAGCCCGCUACAAGUUGCUCAGUAGCAGAGCGGCGGGCUCAGAUGAGGUGAGCUGCUUCGAGCCCUCCCCUCUCCCCGACUCCAGCCCUCCAUCGCCGAACAUGCAGCUGGAUAUAGAGCAAGUCGCUGCUCGUUGGUGGGGGACAAAGCGCAUUGACUUUGCCCUGUACUGCCCUGAUGCCCUGACUGCCUUUCCCACCGUGGCUCUACCUCACCUGUUUCAUGCUUCCUACUGGGAGUCUACAGACGUCGUGUCCUUUCUGCUCAGACAGGUAAUGAGGCACGAAAACUCCAGUAUUCUGGAGCUGGAUGGGAAGGAAGUUUCCGAAUUCACACCUUCCAAACCACGGGAGAAGUGGCUAAGGAAGAGAACACAUGUUAAGAUCAGGAACGUAACAGCGAACCAUCGUGUGAACGACGGUGUCUUCACGGAGGACGGCACGCAAGUUGUCACUGGCCGGUUCAUGUAUGGCCCGUUGGAUAUGGUCACUCUAACCGGAGAGAAGGUUGACAUCCACAUAAUGACACAACCUCCAUCAGGAGAGUGGGUGUACUUUGACACAGAGCUGACCAACAGCAGUGGACGUGUUUUUUACACGAUCCCAGAGAGCAAGCGCCUAGGGAUCGGAGUGUACCCAGUCAAAAUGGUGGUCAGAGGUGACCACACAUCUGCAGACAGCUACUUGACUGUGCUACCACGUACCACAGAAUUUGUAGUGUUCAGCAUCGAUGGCUCGUUUGCUGCCAGUGUGUCCAUUAUGGGUAGCGACCCUAAAGUGAGAGCAGGAGCAGUGGACGUUGUCAGGCACUGGCAGGACUUGGGCUACCUGAUCGUGUAUGUGACGGGCCGUCCAGACAUGCAGAAGCAGCGAGUGGUGGCCUGGCUCUCGCAGCACAAUUUCCCUCAUGGCAUUGUGUCCUUUUGCGACGGUUUGGUGCACGAUCCUCUUCGCCACAAAGCAAACUUCCUCAAGACCCUCAUAUCUGAGGCGCAUAUGAAGAUCAUUGCUGCGUACGGCUCCACUAAGGACAUCUCGGUGUACACGUCGCUCGGCCUGCAACCAUCUAACAUCUACAUUGUUGGCAGACCAACGAAAAAGUUGCAGCACCAGUGUCAGUUCAUCUCAGAUGGUUACGCGUCUCAUUUGUCAGAUCUGGAGUACAAUCAGCGCUCUCGACCGGCCAAGACUGGCAGCACACGUGUGACACUGCGUAAGGGAAGCUUUGGUCUGGGUGCCAGUGGCGACUUUCUGCGCAAACGCAACCACCUGUUGCGCACCAUCUCCUCUCAGCCAGCUCCCACAUCCUCGGCCACAUCGUCUGGCCAUGGGGGCCGUCCGGAACGUGCUCAGAGCCAAUCUGAGUUUGACCGCGAGCGGGCUGAACGCGCACAGAGGAGCAUGAGCAUUGCGGCAGGCUGUUUUGGACGUGCAGGGAAAAUGGAGGGAGGCACCCUGAGCCCCAAGUAACCCUCCAUCAACUUGCUAUGUAUAACUGGGAGUCUUUUUAUUUAUUUAUUUUUUUAAAGGAAUGGUGGAUCGGGAAGAACAAAAAUGAAAAAUGGAACAGACUCCAUGAGAGACUGGCACAGCUUUUCUAAUGUAGCAAGCGUGGCAUUAGGGGAAAAAGAUUUUAUUCCACUGGGGAAACACACCAUCCAGAAAUCUAAUGCCUUAUGCAUCGCUCUAGGUUUUUUUGAACGCUGGUCCUUGCGUCUUCUCAGUUUGCUUGAAUGUACAGGGAAAACGGAUGCUUGAGUAGUUCGGACUCCUCCAAUCUCCACCUGCAUCAUCAGAAAAGUGGAAGAAGUCUCCAACAUGUCAUGAUGAUGUCCACCAACAUUUUCCACCUGUAAAUACAUGCCUCCUUCCUCACAAGCUCAGGGCAGCCGUGUAUGGACGAGUCAACCAUGGUCUAUCCCAGGAGUCACUUGUGUUCGCCCAAACCAACCCCUCUUUGCCAAAUGCUAGCCCCUAGUUUCUUCCUGUUUUUACUGAACUGUUCCUGUGGAUGGGGUUCCUGUACAAAAAAAGCCCUGCAGCAUUUGGCAACAAGGACCCACCGUGUUGCAUCUUGUGUUUUGGCACGCAGGUCAUCAGAGGCCUUACUUCUUAACAGCGUAUUACCACACGAGCAUUAAACAUACAUGGGCCGAGUACUGCCCUGGGGCUGAAAAGUGAGGAAGUUGGCCUUUUUUCUUUGACUUUCAAUCUGUAAUUUGGCAACAAUCCCUUUAUCUGGCCAUCUGCUUGCAAUACCUCUCGGACAUCACUAGGGUGUCUAGUGCUCCUGAAAACUCUCUCAUCUCUCUGGUGCAGCAUGCCAUGUACAGAUAGCCAAGUACGAAUCCUUCUGAGCCUCCACGCUUUCUCGUUCCCUUAGUACCCUUCUCCUUCGCCCUGGUUCUGGAGCAGAACCACUUCGCUGCUCUGCUCCUCUAAAUCGCAUCAGCCCACGAACCAGACGACCGCAGUAGGCGUCUAUCCUACUAUAUUUACAAAGCGUACGUUGGAGAAAUCCAUUUUUCUCCAGACGCACAAAGCAGCAUAUAGUCGUCUCUUGCCAAUUUGUGCACCUUUACCGCUUUGCUUUAUUGGACGAAUCUUGAGAGUAUACGGACGUCUGGCGACACUUGAUCCAAUCGAUGGCCAAAAUCAUUUAUUUUCCAGAAGCUGUAGUUACGUAACUGUGUAACCUCAUUGUUCCUUUUGCACAAAGUCAAUAGUAGAGAACCUUGUUACCAUCUCAUGUGGCUACAUAUUGUUAUUGUGUAGUGCAUGAUCUUUAUUAAUAUAUGACAGGAUUCGAGUGCGUUGUGUGCACAGCUGUAGUAUUUGUCUCUAAUGUCAGGAUUAAGAAACGUGCCAAAAUUAGAACGAUCAUAGGAACGACAAACGAAAAACAAUAGGCUUUAUCGUUUUUUUUUUUUGUUUUGUUUUUCCUUUGUAACAUACUACUGAGUAUUUGAUCUGAGUGUGUGUAUAAUUUGAUAUGUAAAAACCAUUCUGAGUUGGGAUUUGAUGGCACAUGUCUAAUGUUUCUAAGAUUUAGAUCAUUUCAGGUCAAAAUGAAGUCCUUUAAAAGUCUGUGCUCUAGCUUACCCUUCAUAUGUAAGUGAGAUGUAUAGGACUAUUGCAGGAUAUUCUUUUAAUCAUAAGCUGUGAUUUUACUUUUCGGUUUUUAGAGUCAACGGCAUGAAUACGUUGUAGCCAAAUACUGUAUAAAGAUUUUUUUUUUAUUUGCUAUUUGUUAACAGGCAGACUGGACGAGAGGACGUGAAUCCUAUGGGACUUGUACAUUUGAAUGGAAGUACUGGGAGGGUCUUUGGAUGCAGCAGCUGUCUGUUUAUAAUUGUUCAGGGGAUAGAACGUUUUCCGACCGUGCAGGAAUAACGGACGUGUAGAUAUUGUAAAGAUGUACAUUUUACUUAUAUAGGAAAUGUAUGGUCAGGAAUUAUUUAUGUAGAUUACGCAAAAAGUAAUGUCAGAUUUUAGUGUUCAUGGUUGCUUUAUUACUACUACUACUAUUAUUAUUAUUAUUAUUAUUAUUAUUAUUAUUAUUAUUUUGGUAUAUAAUUGAGAUUUCUUUAAGGACCAACACCAUUAAUGCCAUCUGCACAGUUUGUGUACAGGAAGACAACAAAAAGACACCACCGCACAGACAAUCAGUCUCGGGCACACAAGCAAAACACACCAAGAACACAAGCACCUGGAAAUAAUACUCAUUGACAUACUCAACACGUCCAUUAAAUGCGAGAUGUUUUCUGAAGCAUGUAAAAGAUUUGAUUUAUUAAGCUGAGGCAGUUUUUUUUUUUUAAUUGGAAAGGUUCACCAAGGAGUUGGAGAAUUUAAGACUUUAAGGCGUGCUUAAAGUUACAACUUGACACAAGCAAACUCUCUCCGUUAAACAAGCGAUUCUGGGUGUAAUGUAAUGCCUUCAUAUAAGGCGCAAGUAAGCAGCUUUCACACAAGAAAAUGCAGCGGUUUUUAUUUUUUAUUUUAUUUCUUUUCGGACCAAUAAAUGUGCAAUAUGUACCUGUGGUUGAUUCUGUUUUAUACAGGCGUGUAGAAAAAUGACACAGUAAAAAAUAUAAAUCGCCCUUUUCUCUGGGAAUGACACAAAUCUCUGUUGGAAGCACUUUCUGAUUAAGAUUUGCUGUUUGUUACUGCUAUUUAAAGUUUACUGUUGCAAUCAAAAAACAGUUUGGUCAACAAUCUGUGAGCUGGAGUUCUUUUGGGUUGUUUUUUUUUUUUUUUGGGCCACACUUUCCCCUCUUUCCAUGUACACACUACACAAAUUGGUCAUUUUUACUGGAAGCCACAGGAACGCAAGCCAUUUUCUGUAAGUCAUCAUUUUAAACUAUUGCAAAAUUUAUUGAACUUCUUAUUUUAUGUAAUUUCUUAUUUUAAUCAUAGAUCAACACACAGAUCAAAUAAUCAGCCGCACUCUUAUGUACAUGUCAGCUACACUAUAAUUAUAUAUAUAUAGAUCAUUUCUAUUAUUAUAUUAUAUAACGCCUGGGUCACGUUUUGCCUGAUGUUCCAUUUUUCAAUAACUUCUGAUAAACACACUGUCGUCUACAGAAACGACAAUCAGCGUGUAAUUUAAAAAGGGAAAAAAAAAAAAACAAACCUUGCAUUUGCAACAUUUCUAAGUAUAUGGCACCAAAGCAUGGAGGAACAUCACGGCUGAUCCACAAUGUACUAAUUUUAAAACUCUUCUCUGUUUUUUCCCCCACGACACUUCAACAAAUCUCACAUUUCACCUUUUUUUUUUUUUUUUUUUUUUUUUUUUUUUUAAUCUGAGGGUUUAGAUGGUGUCCAAACGUAUCCCGUUUUUAAAAAAAAAACAAAAAAACCACCAACUAUGUACUUCCUACCGUGCGCUUUAAAUACAAACUACCGCUGUAAACCGUUUUGAUCUGAAUGACUUCUCAGCUCUUUUUCACCCACUUGUGCUCGAUUCUGUAUUAUUGUAUGUACUGUGGAUUAAAUACAGUUGAACAGCUA
Tachysurus vachellii is the source of this 8498-nucleotide messenger RNA. RefSeq names its product membrane-associated phosphatidylinositol transfer protein 2. Gene Ontology annotation, molecular function: metal ion binding; phosphatidylcholine binding; phosphatidylinositol transfer activity. Gene Ontology annotation, biological process: phospholipid transport. Gene Ontology annotation, cellular component: cytoplasm. Bases 717 to 4958 code for a protein of 1413 amino acids. The record is from RefSeq and is a predicted model, not a curated record. NCBI's taxonomy places the organism in Eukaryota, Metazoa, Chordata, Actinopteri, Siluriformes, Bagridae. The transcript has 26 exons.